Tachysurus vachellii is the source of this 3239-nucleotide messenger RNA. It is a transcript of the gene phtf1, whose product is annotated as putative homeodomain transcription factor 1. The record is from RefSeq and is a predicted model, not a curated record. NCBI's taxonomy places the organism in Eukaryota, Metazoa, Chordata, Actinopteri, Siluriformes, Bagridae. The transcript is spliced from 17 exons. Gene Ontology annotation, cellular component: endoplasmic reticulum. The coding region runs from base 390 to 2465 and encodes 691 amino acids.
UGUUCCCAGGGUAACUGCCUGAAGUUUCUUUUGAGCUUGAACUUUUUUGUUUGUUUUUUUGUUUACAAAAUUACAGAAACAUUUUUAUUUUCUAUACAAGUCGUGCAUUCUUUUGGAUAAUAUUUGUGAAACGAAGCGGAGUACUUUAACGCUAAUAAUAAAGACCACGUAUAUGAGGGUUUUUGGAUGUGUUGAGGAUAAAUAGUUGUCACUUUAUUUUGUGAGUCGCUUCCUGAUAAAGUUCCUCGUUAGCACGAAGGCUAACAUCACUGUGGUCAUGCAACACUGUGCUCGGAAAGACCGGGAGUGGGACGUGACUAAUAUUAAUUACUGUAUGAGAUGAGUUAUAUGACCUUCCUGGAGGUCUUACACACCUUCAUAUUUCAACAAUGUCAAGAAUAGCAUGGUAUCAAGCAAAGAUCGGCGCGUACGACCAGCAGAUAUGGGAGAAAUCUCUGGAGCAGGCAGAAUUUAAGGGCAUGAGAAAUAAGCCGAAGAAAACCGGCCACAUCAAGCCAGACCUCAUAGAUGUUGACCUAGUGAGAGGCUCCACGUUUAGUAAGGCCAAGCCGGAGAGCCCAUGGACUGCUCUGACCCGUAAAGGCAUGGUCAGGGUUCUCUUCUACCCGUUCUUCUUCAAGUGGUGGAUCCAAGUCACGUCCAAAUUCAUUGCCACUUCGAUUCUGUUGCUGUACUUUUUGCAAGUGGCAGCUGCUGUGCUGUUUAUCGAGGUACCUGCAGCCACAGCCAGUGAGGUACUGGGACCGAUGUGCUUGAUAAUGCUAUUAGGAACAGUGCACUGCCAAAUAGUGUCCACCGAGUCAUUCCGCACCCAUGAGAGCAGCCUAGCGUCCAGCCUGACCACUAUUCACACUACCAGCCAGAAAACAAGCCCUUCUAGAAAGAAAAGACAGAGGAAGUUCAAAAAACUGAAAAGAGCAGACCAGGCAGAUAAAGGAGCAUCAGAGCUCAAGGAGAGCAAGCAGUUCUACAUAUCACAGAAGGACCAGAAUUCAAUGAGGAAGCAUGUGGAUGGGCUCUCUGAAGAGCUUUCCAGUGAUGAAGAGGAAGCUGAGGUAGCAGGGAAACCGAGAGACAGACUCAUCCCAAAGCAAUCCUCAAAACAGAUCAAACCUGCUCCUGGACUCAGGAAAAGACUUCAGAAUGCCACCGAGUCUCCAGCCACCAAAAAGCAUCAGCAGCAACAUGAUGAAGGCGCGACAACGAUCGCCACAGCAAUGCCUCCCGAAUUGAAGGCCGCGCAACCCUCUGAGGAUUCUCGGCCUGCCUCUGAUUCAGAUGACGUGUUGUGGGAGGAGUUUCUCCAGGGUUCUGACUCCGCCUCCUCAGUGAGCAGCCAGAGUGGAGAUGAUGGGCUUCACAGUGUUAACCUUACCUUGCCUCCACCUACAGUCCUCAGCAGUGAUGAGGACAAGGCUUUCUCACAGCACCAGUUUUCAUGGCUUCAGGCCUGCCACCCUUCUAAAGACCGUGUGAGCGCCAUUAUUUGGGAGCAGGGUGAGUGUAAGAAGGCUGAUAUGUCCGUCUUGGAGAUCAGCAGCAUCAUCCUCACACAGGUAAAGUUGGUGGAACAGGGAAUGGGUUACCUGGUCUUUGGAGGGCUGGUUACAGCCACUUUGGCCCUGCUGCCUUUCUGUUUCCGAUUGGCUCAGCAGCUUGACACGACCCGUCUGAACUCCAUCACCCUCAAUGAAUUGGUCGUCAUGGCUGCUGGGAAAAUGAGUGCCUACAGCCUCGCGUUCUUCCUUAUCACCACUGUGGAGAGAGUCUUCCUCACCAGUCUUUUCUUUUUCAUGAUGUGCGUCGCUGAAAGAACUUACAAACAGCGGCUGCUCUUCGCCAAACUCUUCAGUCACAUCACUUCAGCACGCAAAGCCAAAAAAUCUGCAAUCCCUCACUUUAGACUGAAAAAGGUGCAGAACAUCAAGAUGUGGCUUUCACUUCGAUCUUUCCUCAAGAGGCGGGGGCCUCAGCGAUCUGUGGAUGUCAUUGUUUCUUCCAUCUUCCUCCUGGCUCUUUCCAUUGCAUUCACUAUCUGUGCACAGGUGCUGAACAACCACUACUCGUUCCUGGAGUGGGAGAGUAACUGGGAGCUGCUGGUGUGGGGCGCUGCGCUCCUCAUCUUCCUGCUGCGGCUGGCCACGCUCGGGGCUGAGACUAACCACAAAUACAGCAACACCUCUGUGCUGCUCACUGAACAGAUAAACUUGUAUCUGAAGAUGGAAAAGAAACCAGAAAAAAAGGAUGACCUCAGCAUCGUCAACAAUGUUCUGAAACUGGCCACAAAGUUACUGAAAGAGCUGGACACACCGUUUCGAUUGUUGGGGCUGACGGUGAACCCUCUCAUCUAUAACAUUACCAGAGUAGUCAUCUUGUCCGCUGUUUCAGCUGUGAUCAGUGACCUGUUGGGCUUCAAUAUCAGACUCUGGAAGAUCAAACCAUGAUGUGAGUCUCUGGGAGCCUGCAGAGUGAAAGUGCCCUGUGCUGCUAGAGGACCAGACACUUACUUUCCUGCAUGUGUGUGUGCAAAUCUACUGGCUAAAUCUACACAUUCCUGUGAAACCUCAUGUCUUGAAUCAGCUUAAUGCUGGCUGCUUUCAUUUAUCGUUUUUUAAUUCCCCUGGCCCAGGUGUCUGCACUUUAAAAUUUGUCAAAAUUAAUUUAAUCUGUUUUCCUUCUUCUAAUUUUAUGAGAAAAUUCUAGACCCGAGACACAUAAGAGGGAAUUCCAUGCGUUCCCUGCCGAUGCUACGUGAUGCUUAGCAUUCUGGAUAUCAUGACCUGGAUACUCAUGCUAAUUAAAUUACUACAUUAUUCACCUUCUAAGUACCUGAGUUUUUAUGCCGGAAUGGGAAUUUCUAGUGGAUAUAUAGUUAUAUUAUUUGACUUUGUUUAUAUUUGUGCAACUAAUUUCUUGAUGUAAUGGGAAAUUCUUAAUGCAUUUCUGUAUUUCUACAAAAUGGCUUGGUCUGAAAACUUAAAAGUCUAAAUGUUUCACUCUUAGGCAAUACUGCAGACAUAGAAAGCCUCACCUUCACAUAAAACCAUUACGUGCUUUAUGGCUGUAUUAUGAAGAAUGUCUUACACAGUAUUUAUGGGAUAUAAGUAAUCAAAUUACUAGUAGGGCAUGUGAAAACGUUCUAAGGGAUACUGACGUAAUUAUGUUGCGUCCCUGUCAGUGCACUCGAUUUAAUUCAAAUUAAAUAUAUUGCAGAAGUA